Pimephales promelas (fathead minnow) is the source of this 1770-nucleotide messenger RNA. RefSeq lists its product as uncharacterized. Gene Ontology annotation, biological process: bile acid and bile salt transport. Lineage: Eukaryota; Metazoa; Chordata; Actinopteri; Cypriniformes; Leuciscidae. The record is from RefSeq and is a predicted model, not a curated record. Gene Ontology annotation, cellular component: plasma membrane; protein-containing complex. Gene Ontology annotation, molecular function: transporter activity.
GCCCAGUCUCUGCCACAUGUGUCUCAGAAAGCUGUGGCUCUCUAAUCUAUGACAGCAUGAACCUGCUUUCUAUCCUUUUAUUGGUCCUUUGGUCAGCUUUCAAUGGGGCUGAUGCAUGGGACCCAGAUUACCAUACAACAACAGCUUCUCCUGAUGCAUGGCAUACUACUACUACUUCAGUGACAGAAACCAGCCCCUUCCUUAUCUACAACGAGGACCACAACAAAUGUUUGACAGUCGUGAGUGCUAAUGUAGAGGCUGCAUCAUGUGACGAAUCAUCUGAGGCACAGUAUUUCAGAUGGAUUUCCUCUUCACGAAUCAUCAGCCUCUCUUUAGGUCUCUGUUUGGGGGCAAAGAAGAUAGAAGACUGGGCCCAAAUUAUCCUUCUGCCCUGCAAUGAGUCUAACCCCGGACAAACCUGGGAAUGUAAAAAUGAGACCUUGUUUGGAUUGAAGGGACAUCCACUGCACCUGAACCAUAGAAAUGAAUAUGACAAAAAUAUGGUGUUGUUUACUGGAACAGGUGUUUGGAGUCGCUGGCAGAUUUAUGGGACCAACGAAAAUCUGUGUUCUCAUGGAUAUCAAGAGAUGUCUAGUAUAGGUGGUAAUUCACUUGGGAAACCAUGCCAUUUCCCUUUUAAGUUUAAUGGCAAGUGGUACGCUGAGUGCACUGUGGAUGGCAGGACUGAUGGUCAUCUGUGGUGUUCAACAGAAAAAGAUUACGACAACGGUGGACAGUGGGGCUUCUGCCCCACAAAAAAUGUCUCACAGCCCAACAUCACAGUGUAUGGGCAGAUGCAGGACAGAGAGCAUGUAAUAGUGAUGUGUUCAUUUGGGAGGUGGUUCAUUGAGAGCUCUUUUCAGCUGUCAGUGGAGGGUGAACACAACUACACAAUGAAGGACACACUGUGUUAUUCACUUCAUUAUAAGUGUAUGUUUGAUGUGAAAGUGAGUCCACCUGUUUCCUUCACCUGUGUGCACGAGAUUAAUUCAGCGGUGAACCGUCGCAGUGAGACUUACACCUACAGCCCAUAUGCUGAAGCCACCAACAUGAGCACAACAUCUUACCAGACACAAAAUUUAACUGAAAAUCAGCAUGAUAAAGGAGUAUCUUUAUUCCUCGUCGGCUUUUUCUCCUGCAUUGCUGUUAGUCUCGUCAUCAUGACUGUGGUAGUGAUCAUCAGGAGCAAAAGUUCAGUGAUUACUGGGACAGCUAAUGCUAUAUGGAUGUAUAAGAGGACAGAGUUCCAGAAGUGGAAAGAAGAGACAACCAAUCAAUUAAUCGAUUCAGAUUAAUCAAAUCAUUUUCUGCAUGCUGAACUAUAAUACUCUUUCAAAAUAAAAGUAAAAUACCUAUCAUAAUAAUUGUAUCUACAUCUUAUUUAUUUUAAAUCACAAUUUUUAAAAUUGAAGGUUACUUUUACUGAAUUCAUAACCAUGAAUUAAAUCUCUAUUCUUCUACUACUUUAUCACUGGCUUUAAUAUUCUCGUUCACUCUUGAAGUUCUGUAUUGAAAAUAUUUGUGGCUUUGGCAUUUAACUUUUUUCUCAUUUGUAAGUAAUUUAGAAGUGUACAUGCAAAAUGAAUAAAUACGUUUCGCAUAUUAUGCAUUUUACAUAAAUCUAGAAUUUAUGUUUACAUUUUACAUGCCUUGUUUUUACUAUGUCUUAGUUAUAAUAAUAUUCACUGUACUACUACCACUACACAAUUCUGAAAACUUCAUGUCACUUGCAUUUUUGAUAAUACUGCACGAUAAAAAGGUACUCCAAAA